Molecule: messenger RNA, 1163 nt
Organism: Cryptomeria japonica (Japanese cedar)
Lineage: Eukaryota; Viridiplantae; Streptophyta; Pinopsida; Cupressales; Cupressaceae
Exons: 8
Coding region: 157-741 (194 amino acids)
Biological process (GO): P450-containing electron transport chain
Cellular component (GO): mitochondrion
Molecular function (GO): 2 iron, 2 sulfur cluster binding
Source: RefSeq, a predicted model, not a curated record
ACCUUGUCCAUUUGACUGAGGAUCGAGUCUUGUCCGUGACAAAGUCAUAUAUUCGUAGGGUUUAAAAUGGAGACUGAAAUCCCACCUAUGUAAUGCGAAAUAAAACUGCAGAACCAGAGGUUAACGAGCAUCUGAGCGUUAACAUAAAAGGAGAAGAUGUUUAGGCUUGCACAGGCUGUGCGAAUGGCAACGGUGGCCCUGAGUGCGAGGAUCGUCAGUCCGGCGCUGCGCCAUUUUUCAGUGGCCUUGAAUUAUCAUUUGGAUUCGCAGCAAAAAAAAUCCAAUGUGCCAUGGGAUUUUACAGAGAUUUACAAGGAGCAGAAGCGGAGAUUUGCAUCAGAGGCAGAUAAUGCAAAUGCUAACCAUGGAGAAGGCAACAAGGAAACAAUCUCUGUGACAUUUGUCGAUAAAGAUGGUGAGGAAAAGACAAUCCAAGUGCCAAUAGGGAUGUCAAUGCUUGAAGCUGCUCAUCAAAAUGACAUAGAGCUGGAAGGGGCCUGUGAAGGAUCGCUUGCAUGUUCUACCUGUCAUGUUAUUGUCAUGGAUGAGAAUUAUUAUAAUAAACUAGAGGAACCGACAGAUGAGGAGAAUGACAUGUUAGAUCUGGCUUUUGCUCUUACUGAAACGUCUCGACUGGGUUGCCAAGUAAUUGCUAAGCCAGAACUCGAUGGAGUGAGACUUGCUUUGCCUUCUGCCACCAGAAAUUUUGCUGUUGAUGGAUAUGUUCCUAAACCCCAUUAGUAAUGGUAAAUCAAGAAGACCAUGGAUUGAUAAUAUUUUUGUAGAUGUAAUCUUUGCCAUUUAUUUGCGAAUGUGCUUUAGUUUAGUCUCACAUGCACCUUUAUAUGUCAAGGAACUUUAGUGAGUGCUCAAAAGAUGAGUUUUUUUUCCCUAGAUAACCGUUUUUGCAACUAUGUUCUUUUUUUGGCAGCAGUCAAUACAUAUUAAAUUAUAUUCUUGUCGGGGUAAAUGUGAUCAUUUAAUAUUGGUGAGAACAAGUAUUUUUUUGUCAGUCUACGAAUACUGAGGCAUUUUAGGAGAAAUAUUAUCUUCUGAAGGCACAAUCUAUGUAAUAACAUUUAGUGAUGCUCUAAUUAACUAGAGUAUUAGCAGUCCCUUUGCUAUUAUUACAUUGGAUUUACAUGUCCAAUCUUCCCCAGAAA